Molecule: messenger RNA, 5027 nt
Organism: Paramecium octaurelia
Lineage: Eukaryota; Ciliophora; Oligohymenophorea; Peniculida; Parameciidae
Source: the annotation of a GenBank genome assembly
AUGUAUAUGGCUUCUAAAUAGAAAUUAAUAAAAUUAUCAGCAAUGUUAGAAUAAUGGAUAAAAACUACGUAUUUGUUAAAUUAGCAGCUAAAAUGCCCUAAUGUGGUGUAAUAUUUAGUUUUCAGUCUAGCAUUAUUUUAGCCAUAUUAUUUUAGAAAUUAAAAGUAAGUCGAGCAAAAUAUUAUCUACAAACUUCUUUAAAUAUUUAUACGGCCAGAUAUCAUAAUUAUCCAGAAUGGAUACUUUCAUGGUGAAUUUUACAUCAUUUUAUUGAUCAUAUGGAUUAUUCAAAAAUUAUUAUUCAUUCUGAUUUGUUUGCUUAACUCUUAUUAUGAGACAUACUUUAAAAAAUUAUUAUUAUAGGAUCUUUUCUUAUAUGUACUUUAAAUAAUUACCUAUUAUUAAUGUUUUUUAGGAAUCUAUUUCAUUUUACCAAUAUCUAGGAUAUUUUUAUUUGCCUUUUACUAAUCAGUCUAGGAAAUACAAGAAGGUAUUCCUUCUUCAACAUUAAAAUCUUUUCUUUGUGUACUUGGGUAAUUGAUGUACACAUUUGACAUAAUAUAUUUUAUGAAAAUCGAUCAUCAUCCAACUACUUAUAAGACAAUUAAAUGCAAAUAGUUUUAAAUUUCGAAUUUUGAUUAUUAUAUACUUAAAUUUAGAUUGCUCUAAGUCAUCAUUGCAGAUUAAAACGAAUCCCUAUAUUUACAAUAAAUCGAAUAAAUUACUAUAAUACUAAUAGCUCUGCUAUAGAUAAUUAAUUAAAUAAGAAAUUGUGGCUAUAUCUACGAAGCACAAAAAAAGAUAUUCUUAAGUUGUUAAGCUUUCUUAAUAAUGAGUGGAAUUUACAAUAUUAUGAAUUAGAGUGGUGUAGAUCAGCAAGAUAUUUAAUUAUUGUUUUUUAUAACAAUUCCAUCAAUUAUAUAUAUUUUAUAUAAGUUUUAAGAGUAACAGGAUAAUAAAUAUUUUACAGCUAUAUUUCUACAUAAAAGUAAAGAUUUUAAAUAGAUGGUUGAUUUAAAUAUCAAUUAAAUUUUAUAUUAAUUGGUGAGAAUAUUAAAUAAUUGUGAUUGCGGUACAAAUUACAAGAAUUUCAAGUAAUCUUUAAUUUAUUUUCACCAUAAAAAAAAAUGUAAAAUAGCAAAUUGUGUCUGUGAGCUCGACUAUUACAUAACUGAAAGUACAUAAAUCAAUGCUACGACAAGCUUAAUGAUUAAUAAUUUUAUGAAAUCUCAAUAUAAACAACUCAUAAAGAAACUGUUUUUAGUGAAAAUGAAAAAUUAAGUCAAAUAGGAUUUAUUAAUAUCUACAGCCAUACUUCUCCAUGAUUUUAAUUAAAUGAUGGUUUCAUUAUAAAUUCUUAGUUAAUUAAAAAAGUCAAAAGAGAAUAAAAUAUUUAAUGUUUCAUUCCUAUAUCACUUCAUGAAGUAUAUUAUUGGGUUAAUUUAGUUAGAAAGAUUAUAAGGAGAAUGAAUAAACCAAAAUCAGAAUAAUGCUCUCAACUAUUGAAUAGAUCUAGAUAAACCUAGUAUUAUAAUAAUCAAGGAUUAAAUUUGAAGCUAAUUUAGGAACAUCCCUUAGAGCAGCUAGCCAAACUUUGAUAAGGUAAUACUUAAAUGAAUUCUUAAUAAGCCAAACUAAUCAGCAAGAACUAAUUCUUGGAAUGAAGGAAUGCGUAAGAUUAAAGAUUUAAUUUUAUGAAAUAUUGGAUUCAGACUCAGGAUUUACAUUUACCUAACUUUUUAAAAAGGUUAAAGAAACUUCUAAAUAUUUGUUGAAAAUUGAAAAAUAAUUUAAUUCUCUAUUUACUUUAAGUCCAGAUUUAUAAUUACAAUAAGCUUACUGUUUUUUUGAGGCAUAAAUUAUGAACAAUUUGCUUGCCGCUUUUAAUAUCAAACAAUCAGAAGUAAACUUAAAGGAAAAUUAAAUAAAAUACAGAGGUAUUAAGGGUUUAAACUUAUCUGCUGAUGUCAACUCAUAUAUUCUCUUAUCGGUAGAUGAAAAUUUUAGAACGUUUAGCAUAAUCUAAUCUUCUCACAAUUUUUUUAGAUUGUUUGGAAUGUAUUUUGAUUUGACAACUUAUGGUUUUAAUGACAUCAUUCCUUAAUUUUAUAUUAAAUAACAUGAGAAUUCUGUUUAGAAUUUUUUUCAUUCGGGAUAGAAUAAGUUUUAUAGAAAUUUUAAUUACACAUUCAUCAAAACUCAUAAUGGAUUGUUAAAAUAAGUUAGCUUAUGCAUAGAUAACACACAGAUUUUUAAACUCGAUAAAUUUAUAUUUGUUGGUCUUCUUCAAAGUGUAAAUACGGAACUUCCAAUCUUAGUAGUGGAUGCUUAAACCUAAAUAGUUUAUUUUACACCCAAAACUCUAUAAUCAUUUGGAAUAAAUGAGCUAUAACAAAAAUAAUUUAUUGAGGAUGGUGUAUUGCACUAGAUUGGAAUAUAAACUGUUAUUCCUUAUUAUAAUAUGAUGAUUAAGGCAGAAGUUAAUACCGAUAUAGUAACCACGUUUUGUUUCUUUCUUAAACCUUAAUAUAAUUAAGAAACAAUAUUGACAUAAUCAAGUAUUAGAAAAGACUCAAACUUCUUUAUUUGGAAAAAUAAAGAAAAUAUAAAUUGUUUUAGCAUUGAAAUAAAAGUAGAAAAAGUGAAUCUUCAACUUGCUUGUUACUAUUAAUUAGAGUUUAUAUCAUUGAAAUAAAUUCUAAGCCAUGAUGAGAGAAAGAAAGUGCUUGAACUUUACAAGCCUUGUUUAGGAGAGAGUACAACUAGCAAGGGAUCAAAGUGGAAAGGAAAGCAUUUAAAGAUUCUUAGUGUAUUGUCAUUUCGGUAAGAAAGAAAAAAAAACACUCUCAAGUUAUAGGACUCAAAUUUAAAAUAAAGCAUAAUGAUUAAUUAGAACUAAGGAUAAUCAAAAAAUUUGAACUAAUCUUCAUUUAUACAAUAAAAUCAAAGUCAAUCAAAUUUAUUAAGUAGUAAAGCAAGAAAUGAAUAAGAGUUUUAUAAAUCUUUUAAUAAAUCAUUUGUUGAGAGUGAUGUAUAAAAUAGUUAGUUAGAUAGAGAAGAGCAUUCUCCUGAAAAAAAAAAGAAUAAGGAUGGAAAAGCUUCUAAAGCAAAUCAUCAAUAAAUAGAAAGAAUAGGACAAUAAUCAUCAAGUAUUGCAGGUUUUUAUAGACCUUUUUUUUAUAAUAGAUAUUAUUUAAUAGAAAAAAUGAGUGGGAAGAAAAAUCCAAAGAAAAUAGAUUCUUUUCUAUUUUUUUUUAUCGGGCAAAGUUUAAUUUUUUUUAUUUUUUCUUUUCUGGUUAUGAUUAACAUGACCUCUGAUAUGACACUUAUAAUAGAUAACAUUGAAAUGGAUUCAUUACACGCUAGUAUUAUGGGACCUCAUGAUUUAUUUUUUUCAAUGAGGAUUACAGUAUCUUCUUAUUAAUAGAUGUAGAGAGAAGGUUUUUUGACUUAAAAUUAAAUGGUCUAAUUAACUGACCCUUUUUAUACCAACAUACGAUCAGGAUAUUUGGAAUUGAAAGAUAGCUUCUAUAAAUAAUUAAGAAAUGAGUAUUUAUAAGAAUUUUUUUCUGAUAUUGUUUUAAAUCUAAGAUUUAUGAAUGAAAAUGAAAAAGAAUUGUAAAAUAUGUCAACUAGCUUUAGAGAAUCACUUUUAACUAUUCUAUAGUAUUAAUAUGCUCAUAUGAGGAUUAUUGAGUAGAGAUAAAGCACAUCUGGUAAACCAUGUCAAAUAUUUCUGAUGGCUAAUUAUUUUCUGUUGCAUGAAAAAGUAGAACUUAUAACUCAAGAAAUCUAAGGAUGGCUUAUUGACACAAAAGAAACGAUUGGUAAUAAAGGGAAAAUAUUUUGGAUUAUACUUUAAUUGUUAUUGAUAAUUUUUGGUUUCAUUGGACUAUUUAACUUUAAUUUGUACAUUAAGUAUUACGAUCAAUUUUUAUUAAUUUUUAAUGAAUUUAAUAAAUAAUUAAUUUAUGACUAAUUAAAUAGAUACGAUUUAAUACACUAAUAAUUGUAAUCAAAUUCAGAUGACAUAAUGAAAUAUAACUUUGAAUUAGAACUUUAUGAGCACGAAAAAACCUAAUCUUAAUAUGGUAGAGGUAAAGUUCAUCAUUUUAAGUUACUGAAUAGAAACAGAUAACAUUUGUCAAGAUUUCAUGUUUAUUCAAUAAUAGUGCUUAUAACUGUAGUUUAUUUGGUCUACACAAGUGUUAUUUACUAUAAAUAGGAAACAUUCUUAUAAAAAUAUAAUGACACUAUCACAUUGUAUAAAAUAAUUCAAGAUCUUAAAUUAAAGAGUGGAAGUAUUUAUUUAUUUAAAGAAAUCAGUCUUAGAUGGGAUAACUUCACUUUUUUAACAUAAGGUGAAAGAGAUAUUUUAUAUUAGUACAUUGACCAGUCACAUAAAAUAAUUGCUUAAUAUAUUAUUUUAUCUUCAACCUUUGAUUCAUCUUAAUAUUUGGUUGGGAGCAAAUUUGAAGAUAAAUUUUUGAAUAUUUAGAAAAAUAAUAUUUGCCUUGAGAUUUUAGAUGUAAGAUUAUAUUUUAUUUUCAGUAAUUGGAAGAAUAUAUGCUAUUUUAUUGUGAUAAGUCCUUCGAAGGUACAUUAACAAAAGGGUUAAUAGAGGCUUUAAAUUACAUUACAAACUCAAUAAAAACUUAAUAGUAGAUUAACAACUUCACCAAGAGAAUAGAAAUUUAACUAUAUGAGUAAGAAGGAUCUUAGAUAGUCACUCGAUCAUUUUUUGGAUUAUCAAACUUGUUUUUGCAAAGUGUGAAAGACACUUGCAAUGAAUUAAAUAAUUUUUUAAUUGUAAGAUUAUUAAUUAUAAUUAGUAUUUCUCUCUAAUUUAUAUGCUCGUAUCUGCUUUUCUAAUUAUUUUCAUAAAGUAACUAUAUAGAUAAUAUUUAAUAAAUGAAUACCACUAAAUCAGAUAGUCCUUAUUUUUGAUACCGAAAGAGUCAAUUCUAUAUGACGAAUCUUUGGAAAGAUAUCUCAGAGAAAUAGCACUUCAUUAAGGUUUAAUUUGA